Messenger RNA from Hydractinia symbiolongicarpus, 2326 nucleotides. Its product is annotated as antistasin-like. Gene Ontology annotation, cellular component: extracellular region. Gene Ontology annotation, molecular function: serine-type endopeptidase inhibitor activity. The record is from RefSeq and is a predicted model, not a curated record. The transcript has 14 exons. NCBI's taxonomy places the organism in Eukaryota, Metazoa, Cnidaria, Hydrozoa, Anthoathecata, Hydractiniidae. Bases 407 to 1642 code for a protein of 411 amino acids.
AAGUACUUUUAAAGCAUAAACUAAUAAAGUUAACCCCCUUACCCAUCCUGCUAACGUAUGUUAGGUACUAAAUUAUAGAAAUAAUAACUAUAGAAAAAAAAUUUGAAAAAAUAUUUGCAAGAUUCCAAUAGAACUCUACUUUCUGUCCGUUUUUCAGAAUCCCUACUACGAGACUAAAAAUACUCAACUAUGUUUUUAAAUACCGUAGCGAACGCCCUGUAAAUAAUAAAUGCUGAUUAGCUUACUUAGCAAAACUGUGGCAAAACAAGUUUUGAUAUAGUGACGUCGUCAUCAUUCUUUGUUGUUUACAUACAUAAGUUUGUUUACAUUAAAAAACGAUAUAUAUGUCAGCAAACGAUAUCGUAAACAAAAGUAAUUUUUUAAUAUCAAAGAACGAAGAGUGAACAUGGUGGGUGCGAAAGUGUUAGUAUUGCUUGUGGUGUGUUUCGCUGUUGUGGAAAUUGAAGGGUUUAGAAGACGCCAGUGCAGAAAUGAUUGCAAAUCUGUGAGAUGCGCUCAGCCUAAAAAUUGCAAAGGCUCAAUUAUUAAAGAUCGUUGCGGGUGCUGCAAGUACUGUGCAAAAGUUGAAGGCGAGCGAUGUAAUCCAUUUACCGCCAGGUGUGACAAAGGUUUACAAUGUCGAAGUCGAGUCUGUAGAAAACCGUGUCCUCGCAAAAGAUGCAAGCCGUGUCAGAAUGGCUACCUGCGAGAUAAGACUGGAUGUCGCACAUGUAAAUGUAGACCCAACACAUGUGUUGCUGUUAAAUGUCCACCAUGUAUCCAUGGUUACCUUAAAGACAAGAAUGGUUGUAAAACAUGCAAAUGUCGACCAAAAGUUUGUCCAUUAAAAGGUUGUAUAAGACGUUGUUCAAAUGGCUAUCUUACAGAUCGAAAUGGAUGCAAUACGUGCAUUUGUAAAGGAAAUGAAUGUCCUCAAGUAUUGUGUAGACGACAUUGCAAAUAUGGAUUUGCUGAAAAUGCUCAAGGCUGCCAGACCUGCACUUGCUUACCAAGAGUAUGUCCUCGAAUACAGUGCAAGCCAUGCCGUUAUGGUUACAUGAAAGAUAGUAAAGGUUGCCAAACUUGUCAAUGUAGACCACGAGUUUGUCCUUUGAGACGUUGUUUGCGACCUUGUCCAAAUGGUUAUGUAACAGAUCGGAAUGGCUGCAAUACGUGCAUUUGCAAACGAAAUGAAUGUCCUCAAGUAUUGUGUAAACGACAUUGCAGAUAUGGAUUUGCUAAAAAUGCUCAAGGUUGCCAGACGUGCACUUGCUUACCAAGAGCAUGUCCUUUGCUCAAGUGCAAACCAUGUCGUUAUGGUUACAUGAAAGAUAGUAAUGGUUGCCAAACUUGUCAAUGUAGACCACGAGGAGUUUGUCCUUUGAGACGUUGUUUGCGACCUUGUCCAAAUGGCUAUCUGACAGAUCGAAAUGGAUGCAAUACGUGCAUUUGUAAAAGGAAAGCAUGUCCUUUACUCAAGUGCAAACCUUGUCUUCUUGGCUACAUGAACGAUAGAAAUGGCUGUCAAACUUGUCAAUGUAGACUACGACGUUGCCCAACCCCAUUGUGCAGAUACAGAUGUCCUAUGGGAUAUGCAAAAACUGAAGACGGAUGUCCAACAUGCUCUUGUCUUAGACACUGACAGGUUAUUCUUCCCUUAACUGCAGGUUACAGAAGAAAGAAAUGACGUGGAAAUAAAAAUGAUUUUGUAACAAGUUGUAAUUUUUUUACUGCAAGUGCAAUGCCUUUUGAACCAUUUUGAGCAUAAUGAACACAUUUCAUGAAGUAAUGCUUGGGACUAACUGAUCCAAAAUUACUAUUUAAUUUCAAGUGCUUGCUCGAGGAAUAAUAUUUUAAGAACGAUACUGCAAUGGCAACACCCAGUUGGUCAUUGUACCUACUGAAUUCUUUAUUAAACAACAAAUUGAUAGUGGGAGUGGUUACAUGUGCGCAUAUAGCUCUGCUCGACUUCUAACAUCCUUGCCUAUUUUAUAAAGGCCUUUAACGGUUAUCCUCUGUGUAUAUAGCUACCAAGUUAUUUGCUGAAGAAUCAAUUAUCUACAAAUUUUAUUUUUCUUGUAUUGUCAAUAAUUCUGCUGCAAACCUUUUCCUCCUUAGACUUUAUUUACUCCUGAAAGCUAAUUAGUCUCCACUAAAAAUCCAUUCAGCAAAUUCCGGAAAUAUCUAGUCAUCCGCAAAAAUAUAUUCCCCAAAGAUUUCCUUGGCAAGUAAUUUGCAUCCUAGACAUAUAGCUACCGUAAUGGAUCGCUUAACAACACAUUUGUACAUUAUGAUAAUGAUGAUAAUAAUUAUAAACCUAUCUAUA